Quercus lobata is the source of this 1313-nucleotide messenger RNA. RefSeq lists its product as uncharacterized. Lineage: Eukaryota; Viridiplantae; Streptophyta; Magnoliopsida; Fagales; Fagaceae. The coding region runs from base 120 to 1313 and encodes 397 amino acids. The record is from RefSeq and is a predicted model, not a curated record. The transcript has 2 exons.
GUUCGGCAGUGAAAGAGCUCAGGCAGUCAGUUCAGAGCCACUGUGAUCUUUCCCUUGCCGUCUCGCCGCCCUUGUCCCGGCGGUGCCUUGGUGGUUCCGCCGCACCGUUCUAUGUUGCCAUGGAUGAAUGUCCACUGUCACUCCCUGGAAAUUCACCUUCUAUGCCAAAUGUACAAGCCCCUCAAUCCCAAUAUGAUUCUAUUGAGGCUGAUGGCCAAUCUGAAAUUGUUAAUGUUCCAAUUGAUGUGGAGGAUGACGAGGAUGACGAAGAUUACAACUUGAGUGAUUUUUCUGAAUCUGAUGAUGAUAUAAAUGAAGAUUUUGGUAUGGAGGAUGAUGAAAUCAAUAGAGCAAUUGGGGGCAAGCAGCUUGAGGGAGUUUGGAAUGGUGAAGGAGACUCAGAUCAUGGGGAUAGUGAUGAGUUAAGGAGUGCAGAAGGGUCAUCUGAUGAUGAAGGGAAUUCAAGGCCUAGGUUCCCUGAGUUUAACCAGCGCAUUGGCAUGGAGAAUGUACAACUAAUGAAGGAUCAAAAAUUUGCAUCACAUGUAGUCUUCAAGGAGGCACUAAAGGAGUGGUGUAUUAAAGAAAAACAUGAUUUUGAGUAUAAGCACAAUGAUAAGUGGAGAGUGACAGCUGUAUGUAAAAAAAAAUGUGGUUGGAAGAUACAUGCAUCCCAAACACAAAUGGGAGAUGCCUUUCAAAUCAAAAGUUUUAAGAGCAUACAUACGUGUGGCAAGGAUCAUAAGAAUAGUAAGAUUUCUUCAAGGUGGCUAGCCAAUAAAUAUUUGCCAUUCUUUAGAGAUGAUCAUACUUGGACAGCAAAUGCAUUGAAGGGUGCAGUGUUUAGGGACCAUGAAGUUGAUGUGACUUUGGACCAAUGUUACAAGGCUAAGAGAAUGGCCUUCAAGAUGAUACAUGGUGCUGAGGAGAAGCAAUAUGAGAGACUUUGGGACUAUGCAGCUGCUAUUAGGAAGUGGAAUGUGGGUAGCACAGUGAAGAUACAAACUGCAAAUGAUGUGUUUGAGAGAAUGUAUGUUUGUCUUGAUGCUUGUAAAAGGGGAUUCUUAGCAGGUUGUAGGCCACUUAUUGGGAUAGAUGGUUGUCAUUUGAAGGGGACAACAGGAGGACAGUUGCUGGUUGUUGUUGGGAAGGAUGGGAAUGAUAAUAUCUUCCCAAUCGCUUAUGCUAUCGUUGAAAUUGAGAAUAAAAGCUCUUGGACUUGGUUUCUACAAUGUCUAUUGGAUGACAUCGGACAUGUGGAUGAGAAUGGAUGGGUUUUUAUCUCAGACCGACAGAAGGCAAGAAACAAUUAA